Cetraspora pellucida is the source of this 196-nucleotide messenger RNA. Lineage: Eukaryota; Fungi; Glomeromycota; Glomeromycetes; Diversisporales; Gigasporaceae. The record is from the annotation of a GenBank genome assembly.
UUUAUCGAGACUGUCUCUUUGGUAAUGAAGUAUUCCAUGCUAAGAAUGUAGAUACUAAGCGUUGGAUAUUAUCUGAUAAAAUAACUAGUUUCCCAUAUUGGCAUUGGCGUAUACAAGCAUAUAAAAAUUUUAUAUCAAAUGGAAUAUCUCCAGAGUUGGCUGAACAAAGAGCUUUAAGCAUUAAGCUCUCAAAGAG